CCGGAGAGCUCGCGCCGUCGGGACUCCCGUAUGAUGAAGCGCAGCGGAGCGCGUCCCGGUAAACAUGGAGCGUUUCUCGUAUUCUCGCUGAUCCGUCAGGGGAAAAAACAACGCGAACGGAAGGAAUAAACUUUCGGGAUCCUUCGUUCUGACGCGGUAAAAAAAAGCCUCAUGCUGCUAUGACCGCGGCGGCUCAUGAGCGUGUUUGAAUUUCUGGAGAUGGAUGGAAGAGACUCGGCGGUUGUGACCGUGAGGAGCAGAUUACCCAAAGAUCCAGGGGAAGUGGGCGGAGUCUGUAUGGCGAAUGAAGACUCCUCCCCCUGCAUUAGCCAGGGGGAGGGGCCGGAUUACGAGCGACUUGAGGAUGUGCUUUGUGAGCUUGGAGCAGGGGCGGAGCUUAACCUGGAGCUGGAUGUGAGGGUGGAGCCUCAGGAUGCCAAGAUUACGCAGGGGGAGGAGCUUAGCUGGGAGACGAACCGAAAGGAGGCGAACGAACUGGAAGAGCACAGCAACACGAGCCGCAGUACAGCCAGUCCUGAACCUACAGCAGCCUCCACAGAUCUCUGCAAAGCGUCGCCUCUGUCAGAGCAGCUCCUGCAGGGCCGUGAGGAGGGGGCGGGGCUAAACAUGGAGUGUCGUAUCUGUGGAGACAAAGCGUCGGGAUUCCACUAUGGCGUUCAUGCCUGUGAGGGCUGCAAGGGAUUCUUCCGGAGGACCAUUCGAAUGAAGUUGGAAUAUGAGAAAUGCGACCGAAGCUGUAAGAUCCAAAAGAAAAGUCGGAAUAAAUGCCAGUUCUGUCGAUUUCAAAAGUGCCUGAUGCUCGGGAUGUCCCAUGACGCGAUCCGAUACGGACGGAUGCCGGAGGCGGAGAAGCGUAAGCUAGUCGCGGGUCUGUUAGCGGGGGAAAAGAGCUCUCAGACCUCCAGCGGUUCAGAUCUGAAGUCUCUCGCCAAACGGGUCAACAACGCCUACCUGAAGAACCUGAACAUGACCAAGAAGAAAGCUCGCAACAUCCUGACGGGGAAGACCAACGCAAGCCCGCCGUUUGUCAUUCAUGACAUGGACUCGCUGUGGCAGGCGGAAAAUGGGCUGGUCUGGAAUCAGGUGAUUAACGGAGCUCCGCCCAAUAAGGAGAUUGGCGUGCACGUGUUUUACCGCUGUCAAUGUACGACGGUGGAAACCGUACGAGAACUUACGGAGUUCGCCAAAAGCAUCCCCGGAUUCAUUGACCUUUUCUUGAAUGACCAGGUGACGCUGUUGAAAUACGGCGUCCACGAGGCGAUCUUCGCCAUGCUGCCGUCGCUCAUGAACAAGGACGGGCUGUUGGUGGCGAAUGGGCGGGGCUUUGUGACGAGAGAGUUCCUCCGCAGUCUUCGCAAACCCUUCAGCGAGAUCAUGGAGCCGAAGUUCGAGUUUGCGGUGAAGUUUAACGCUCUCGAGCUGGACGACAGCGACCUCGCCUUGUUCGUGGCCGCCAUUAUCCUGUGUGGAGAUCGUCCGGGACUUAUGAACGUCCACCAGGUAGAGGAGAUCCAGGACAGCAUCCUCCAGGCCCUCAAUCAACACCUGCAGCUCAAUCAUCCCGACGCCGGCUUCAUCUUCCCCAAACUGCUGCAGAAGCUCGCAGACCUGCGGCAGCUGGUGACGGAGAACGCGCAGCUGGUGCAGAAGAUCAAGAAGACGGAGUCGGAGACGUCGCUGCACCCGCUGCUACAGGAGAUCUACAGGGACAUGUACUGACCCAAACCAUUCCAGGCACGCGGACCAAUCACUGUGACCUACUGCUAUUUUUAUAAAACACUUUGGAUUUUAUGCGACUGGAUGAUUUGUUACUGAUGAAAUGCGAACUGAACUCUGAACCAGACCAGCCAAUGAGAUUGUGCAGGUCAAAGAGACGCAAUAAAGACCCUCAUUUGCUGCUCAAAUCUGCCUCACACAUGCGUCACACCUUCUUUAACCACCUCAAACCGCAAAUAUUCUCAACUUUAAAUCGCUGCAGUGCAUUCCUAUUUACAAUGGGGACGAAUAUGUCUUUGUCUUCUUUAGUUGUUUAAGGUUGUUUCUUUUUCUUUGGGGGGGGGGGCUGAUAAGAUAAGACACCUGCGAAUUACUGUAGCGCAACAUGAAAAACGUUUUUGCCAACUGACGUUAAACAUCAAAGGUUGUUGCUACUAGUAAAAUAUGUUUUGCUCCGUCUAUUUUGGGUUGGUUCUCAGACUAAUAAUGUUAAAUUUUAUUAAUACGUUCUUUGUGUAACGGACGUAGGCCGGUAAGAGCUGUGCAUGUAAACCUCACUCCUCUGAUCUCAAGAGGCACUCUAGCGACUGACGCUAGAGACUGCAGUCUUUAGCCUCCUUGUUAGAGGGCCCGCCUCCUAUGCCGGCGUACCCGGGUUCGAGUCCCGCUUAGAGCGGGCGGUUCGAACAGGAGGGGUUACAUUUGUACUUUUGUUAUGCUGCUGUUUGCAAACCUCGAAGGCCAAAAACACACUACAUAAGCACGCUAACAUUAUUAAACGAGAUGUGUUAUUUAGCUACUAGCUACAUAUAAACAGUUUAACUAACUUUAUCUAACCUGUUUAGCAAGAUUGUUAAAUGUUGCGGCAUCUUGACCGUAGUUGAGCUGACUGUAGAAGAAGAACGAUUGCGCUAAUGUCUGCUAGUGCCCCUUGUGGGCGAAACUGAGAAUGCAAGUACAAUUGCAAUUGUUUUCUGACGCAUUUCGUAACAAAACCCUUCGCGCUUCAUUCAGCCUGAAAAACACAUUUUUAAAAAUAAUCCUUCACACUUUAAGAUAUGCAAAUUAGAAGGCUGAUGAAAAUCCAACCAUAUGUUCUGCUGGUCCGAGCUGGUUUAAGAUGGUCUCCCAGCCUGACCAGCCAAAAAGUGCCCAAAAACUCUCAAAAACCAGCUAGGAGACUAGCUAAGACCAGCUAACUAGCGCAGACUGGUUUUUCUAGCAGGGAUCUUCCCUAGUCGCUAUCACAGCACCUGGACAACGUUAUUACAACUUUUAAAACCUCAAACUUUCCAUUUUUUAAUUGUUUUUGUUUGCGUUUCUGAGAAAUGUACUGUAAUCACAUUUAUAUGAGAGUUCAGAUCAGUGAUUGAAUAUCUGACUCCAGAGUUUAUAUAAAUAUUAUUUAAUUACGCUUUAUUAGCCCCAAUGGGAGUGUAUCGAUAUGCAAAGCUGUUCCUGUAUUCGCUAUGACCUUUGACCCUAUGCGCAUUGUAGGCCUCAGUCUGAUGUCGUUUCCUGUAUGUGUCAUGGUCGUGCUGCUAACUGGUUCCUGUAGACAUGACAUGCUGUGAAUCUGUGCGUUCUGACCGGAGACAAGUGCCGGUGAAAUGUGUCCGUGUCUUCCUGUCGGAGGGGCCAUUUGUUUCCUGCUAAUGUGAACGAUGUGGACACAUUCCUCCAUCUGAACUGACUGAACUGCAGGGUGAUGUUUUCUACCGGCUUUUGUAAAACAUCUGAAUAAAACCACAGGGUAAAACCUCA
Molecule: messenger RNA, 3501 nt
Organism: Megalobrama amblycephala (Wuchang bream)
Lineage: Eukaryota; Metazoa; Chordata; Actinopteri; Cypriniformes; Xenocyprididae
Gene: pparda
Product: peroxisome proliferator-activated receptor delta a
Exons: 8
Coding region: 196-1740 (514 amino acids)
Biological process (GO): hormone-mediated signaling pathway; positive regulation of transcription by RNA polymerase II; negative regulation of transcription by RNA polymerase II
Cellular component (GO): nucleus
Molecular function (GO): zinc ion binding; RNA polymerase II cis-regulatory region sequence-specific DNA binding; nuclear receptor activity
Source: RefSeq, a predicted model, not a curated record